This is a messenger RNA of Topomyia yanbarensis, 3927 nucleotides long. RefSeq names its product E3 ubiquitin-protein ligase SHPRH. Gene Ontology annotation, cellular component: nucleus. Gene Ontology annotation, biological process: protein polyubiquitination; DNA damage response. The record is from RefSeq and is a predicted model, not a curated record. Gene Ontology annotation, molecular function: ubiquitin protein ligase activity; metal ion binding; ATP-dependent chromatin remodeler activity. Lineage: Eukaryota; Metazoa; Arthropoda; Insecta; Diptera; Culicidae. Bases 112 to 3927 code for a protein of 1271 amino acids. The transcript has 5 exons.
GCUAAGAUGGUUUGUGGGGUAUAUUAAUCCAAUAUUAAUUCUUUGCCUGUGCUCAUUUUUACUACUAAGCGUAAUAAAUUUAUUGGGUCUGCACCAAUUUGACCACUGACAAUGGAGUAUUGCCUCACAGACAUUGGAAUUCUUCGAGAUAAACGAUUCACCAAUAAGGACUGUGAUGAGAAGCGACUAUUUUCAUACGAACGGGAAUUCUACCAACAGUUGGAUGGAUCAUUGGAUAUAAAAUCUUUUCUGCGAGAUGUAAAACGAGUUCCAGAAUAUGAGUUGAAACAUCGCACCGAUGCUUCUGCUAGUGAUACCGUAUAUUUGGGUGUCUUCUUGAGACGGCUUCGUCCCGAGGAGUUUGAGGAUGUUGGUUGUAUUGUGCAAAGAAAACGCCUAGUAGAGCUGCUGUUCAACGAAGUCGAACGAAAGGAUUUUUUUCGUUUGCAAGAAUUGGAACUCAGCCCAGAGGAAACCGAUGGCAGCACCCUAACUGUUGGUCAAUUUUACAACCGACUAAGGGAGACCCACUUGGAAGACGUUUUGGACCAGUCGAUUCCGGAGAACAUAAGUCACGAAAGUUUGCGACCAACAUUGAGGCCGUAUCAAAUUAACGCGAUUCGGUGGAUGCUAGAUCGGGAGACAGUUCCGAAACGGCUGCCAGCACAAUAUGCAACUUUGAGGAGUCCCAAUGUAGCUGGAGUUGAUUUUUACUUGUAUCUAGACAGCUAUGAGGUGGUAGAUGAGGAACCUGUGGAUGUUUGUAUUCCUGCAGGUGGCAUUCUAGCCGACGAGAUGGGAAUGGGGAAAACUGUUGAAAUGUUGGGUUUGAUGUUAUAUAACAGAAAGAAAAAACGUAAAUUGCAGGAACUAGAGACAGAGCAGACGUUUUUGAAAGUACCUGAAGGAGAACUGAAAUGCGUCUGCAAUAAAGUAUCGUUGAGGAACUUAAUCGCAUGCCAAAAAUGUGGCCUGCAGCAGCACAGGAAGUGCGUUCUAAAACAUGUUGCAAAUGAACCGGGCCGGUACAUAUGUCCGGAAUGUUGGCGAUCGGAGCCAUUAACCGAGGCUGGCACCACAAUAAUUGUUUCGCCAGUAUCCAUCAAAAUGCAGUGGGCUUCGGAAAUCUCCAAGCAUAUCAGCGAUAAAAGUUUUAAAUUUUUUGUUUACGACGGUGUCGCUCAGAGCGGUUGGAUCAGUCCAGCGGAUUUGGCGGAAUACGAUGCUGUUUUGACGGAUUAUAAUGUACUGAAAACUGAGAUAUACUUUACAAACGCUGUCGCGCGGACAUCUCGUCACGAAAAACGUUUUCUCAGCCCUGUAUCGCCACUUCCGCUGGUGCGUUGGUGGCGCGUUUGUCUUGAUGAGGCUCAAAUGGUCGAAGGUGUUCACAAUCAGACCACCAAAAUGGUUAAAACAUUGCCUGCUGUGCAUCGUUGGACCGUCACUGGGACGCCGAUCGAGAAAAGUAUGGACAACUUGUACGGAUUAGUUCAUUUCUUGGACUAUGCACCGUACAACAACUAUCACAUCUGGCGGGAAUUGACACAUCGGUACCAGUUCGGUAAUCCACUGCCCCUGCUAACGGCAAUGAAUCGGAUCAUGUGGCGAACGUGUAAGGCUGCCGUUCUUGAUCAGCUGGGAAUUCCGCCGCAGACGGACGUCGUUCACUACAUCACAAUGUCCGAUUUACAGAAAUUUUUCUACCGCAUGGAGCACGCCAAGUGUGCGGUUUCGUUUCACGAGAAGGCCGAAAAGCUGGGUAGUGAAAUUUGUGUUUCGCGGAUGAAUAUACAAACGUUUAACUUGUUAAUGGAACCACUACGAAAACUGCGCCAGGAUUGUACCAUUCCUUCGAUAAUUCAUCGCUCAGAUCAACUUACCACCAAAAAGCUACUGACACCGAAUGAGUUGCGAGAACAUUUGAUUACCAACAACGAGAUGGAAUGCAAAUCUCAACUGCGUUCCGUUGUCUCUAGUAUCAACGGGAUGGCAGCAGUUCAUGUGAUUAGGAAGGAGUACGAUCAAGCCAUCAAGAUGUACAAAUCGGUUCUGCGUUGGGCGAAUGAUUACCAAGGAACGAUUAGUGUCGAUACACUGCUACAGAUUCAUGCUCUCUGGAAUUUGUUGGAUGUUAUAAAUCUGAAGAAGGAGGCCGGUGUUGCGACAGCCGUGGAAGAGGUAGCCGCUUUCGAGGAACAAUGUGCCAAAUUGGAGUGGAAGUACGUGGAGACCUACUCGAACACCGUCAAAAACGUUGAAAGAGAGUUGAUUCCAGCGUCGGAAAAGGUGCGGGAAAUUUCGAAUAAACUGGACAACAAGAUCGACGGUCACUGGUGGCGAAGUGUGAUCUAUCGUAUCGAUCAUGACGCUGUGAAAACGGCCAACUUUCUACUGAAACUGAACGUCGAGGUACGAAAUCAGAACACGAUGGCAGAGGAAAUACAUACCGUGCGAGGGUUAGAUUACGUGCUUACCAUUUGGUUGGAGAAGGUUAAAAAACAGCGGGGUCUGUUGAAAAAAGCCUUCGAUAUGAUUGAUUACUUUAGUGCAAAUCUCAAACCAAGCCAUCUCUGGCCGGAACACGUUAAGGUUCGUAUCGAGGAGCUGGUGAGGACAGCUUUUCUUUGUCACCUGGAUCCCGAGUUGCCCGAUCUACCGGAGAAGGAAAGGCGGAAGCGACCGACGUGUGUAUUGUGUGAGGUGAAGACUGUUCUCAACCACUACGAGUGUGUAAUCUUCCAGAAGCAGUUUAUGGAGAGUACCAAUACGACGGAAGGAUCCUGGCAGAUGACGUCCCAGGAAAUGAUCAUCAGGCAAAUCCACUCAUUCUCCAAGAAGGAACGUUUCGAUGAGGCCAUUAUCGAAGUUGGGGACCUGUAUCUGUCCUAUCUGGAUCGCAUAAAAGCUGAAUUCAAAGAAUACUCCAAAUACUGGGUUGAAAUCAACUACACGGCUGCGGCCUAUGACGAAUUAAACAUGUGCCGGUCUCGGUUACAAGUGGUCACCGUAGAGGAACUCGAACAGAACAACACCCGCAAGACCAUCCAGCAAGUGCUGGAUUGUGAGGUAGAUGAAACGUUUGAGGAUCUGCAGUUUCAGAAGAUGAAUUCGGAACAGGAAUUCGUUCGACUGAAAGGUACACUGAAAUACCUACAGCAUUUAGGUAGUACUGAAGAAAUAGAUCCCUGUCCGAUAUGUCGGAAUGCACCGUUGAAAUAUGCAGUGCUGCAGUGCGGACACCACUUUUGUAUCGUUUGUGCUCCACAGAUUAUACGGAUUGCCCGUAACCAGGGAAAUCAGGUUAGCUGUGUAGUUUGCCGUCACCGACAGCGAGUCGCGGACAUAUAUUACGUCACUCGUUCCCAAUCCGACAGAUCGGAGCAGAUCAACGUGCGCGGUAAUUACUCCAAUAAAAUUCUCAAAAUGGUUGAAACAAUACUCGAGCUAAAGCACAAAGAACCGGACGUAAAAAUUAUAAUUUUCUCUCAUUGGGAUCCAAUUCUGAUGAUGUUAGCAAGAGCCCUCGAAGAAAACGCAGUCACAUUCCGGACAAAAUCAAUCAAGUUCUACAAGAGUAUCGAAGAGUUUAAAGACUACAAGAACGAUAUCACCUGUAUGUUACUUCCGUUGAAGGCCGGCUCCAAAGGACUUAAUUUAAUCGAAGCUACUCACGUAUUUCUGGUGGAACCCAUUUUGAACCCGGGCGAGGAACUGCAGGCGGUCGGUCGGGUACAUCGAAUCGGUCAGACUAGGCCAACUUUCGUACAUCGGUUCAUUGUUCAACAUACGAUCGAAGAAACGAUUUAUCAAACUAUUCAGAAUGAUCAGAGUGGUAGGUGGAGCUCGCAGCAAGUUACGAUUGAAAAUUUGGAACAGUUGUUCAAGCUGAACGAUGAGGAUGACGAUGACGGCAUUGUUUUGUAA